AGAAUUUUAUAUGCGUAAUGUUUAAUGCUUGAAAUAUUGAAUUUUGAACAUUGUUUUUAAAGGAUUAGAAAAUGCAUGAAAUUUCCACGAAAUUCAAUUAAAGUAUAGUGAUACCUCGCAAUUAAAAAAUUAAAUCUAGCUGAUAUUUUUUGCAAUAAGUUUUAAUUAACACAAUACUGAAUUUAAUUAAAUCAUUAACAUGAAUAACUAUAUUUAAUUUAACUAACAAAAUUUAAUUUACAAUGCACAAAAUUAAAUACUUUGUAAAACAGAUGCUAAAUAGUCUUGAUGUUUGCAACAUAACAGGACAGUUUUAUAACCUAAAUACUGUAUAGACAUCGAGAUGAUAAUAGUGCGAUGAUAAAUUAACAGUUGGAAUAAGAGUUACAAUUAUCUGUACCAACAUUUAACGCUAAUGAGAAAUUUAAUGAGAAGAUAGAAGAUAUUAAGCAUUCUUGUAUCUGUCAGUAUUGCUCAUGUUAAAAAUGAAAUAUUAAUUAAAGAUCUCCGUGUUUAAUCUUACAAAGAAACGUAAUUUUGUAAUUAUCGUCUUUUUACAACAUUAUUUUCUCAUCACAAUGCGAGGUUUAAUUGAUUCAUCUUACUAUUUUAAUCUGAAAUCAAAGUGAAAUCAUUACGGAAUAAAAAGGGACACAAAUAAAGAACGAAAUUUCUUUAUAAGGCUUUUUCAAAAAGAUUGUGUCUUAAUUCAAGAUGGAAACUGUGAAAUAUUAUGCAAAUUUCAUAGAUCCUCAUUGGAUCGCCGUAGUGGCGACAGGAUUGUACACUCAUUUACGACAGAUCUGCAUAAUCGGUUUGUGUUUCGAAGAGGAGAACAUUUUGCCUUUCGAUCCAUCGUACGCGUCAAUACUCUUUGUAUUCUCAGUUUUAUGUCUGUUAGCAGAAUACAGACUAUGGCCCGUAACUCUUAAAGAACCACCAAUUCAGCUACUAUAUAUUUAUGAAAUGUUAAUAGCUGCAUUAAGUACAAAUUUAGCAAUUCAUAUGGUAUGGAUACCAAUGCUGCACGUAAUUCAUUGUUUAACCCAAGAAUCCAGUAAGUGGUUGUCGUGGUUAAAUACCGCUAUAGGUUUGGAUAGCUACUCUUGGUUGAUUUCCUUUGCGGAACAUAUGGCUGCAGACUACGCAGCGACGUACAUGGCAUUUUGUAUGUCGUUAUUGUCGUUUGUGUGGAUGCUGGACGCUACCGAAUCUCUGGACACGUUUCUGGAUACGUGGAGCAAGUAGUGAAUCCUGAAAUCUUAUCCGCAAAAUUCUUCGACAUAAAACGUUUACAAUUCAUAAAUAUAAGACAUCGCAAAGGCAAAAACAAGAAGGUUACUUUCAGCAAUCCUGAGGUGACUCAAUCAUUCUUUUAUAGAUUUUGUCAGAUAAAUCCUUUUACGAUAAAUUACAGAAAUUAUUUCUAACGUGUGGUACGUUUUUAUUGUACAUGUCCUUGUGUUUAAUAAAUAUUUGUUCUUAUAAUAUUUUCUAAAAUUAUUGUUGCA
Messenger RNA from Monomorium pharaonis (pharaoh ant), 1511 nucleotides. RefSeq lists its product as uncharacterized. Lineage: Eukaryota; Metazoa; Arthropoda; Insecta; Hymenoptera; Formicidae. The coding region runs from base 715 to 1248 and encodes 177 amino acids. The transcript has 5 exons. The record is from RefSeq and is a predicted model, not a curated record.